GACGCAAAUGCAGUACCGGUGUCAAUGAAACGAAGUCUUGGUUUCAUUUCCUUCUGAAUCACAAUUUCAUUUCCUGGAGUGGUGAUGCUUUCACUUUCUUCAAGCUCAUGACAAAAAGCUUCUUCCUGUGAAGUAAAUGGGUUUAAUUUAGUUCAUGAAGAUGAGCUUAAUUAAAAAAAAUUGACGCCAACGCAGCCGCAUGUAGCUGCGUCAACCAAACGAACAGCACUUAAGUAAAUUACUUGUAAUUAUAGUUGAAUUCAGUAUAUAAAUCAUCAAUUAUUUUUCAGUUAUAUAUAUAUAAGUUGGUACUUUUCUUUUCUUUUAUACGUUUUUCCUAUUCAUGAUUUAGAUAAUGUGAAAAAAUGAAUCGACUUAAAUUUGUUUUUAAAUUUAGUUAAAUAAAAUAACAAUUCAAAAUUGAUUAAGUAAAUUACUUGUAAUUACAGUUGAAUUCAGUAUAUAAAUCAUCAAUUAUUUUUCAUUCAUAUAUAUAUAUAUAUAUAUAUGUUUUAAUAUGUUGGUACUUUUCUUUUAUACGUUUUAAACAUAUACAUGGUUUAGAUAAUAUAAAAAAUGAGUCGAUUUAAAAUUUGUUUUUAAAUUUAGUUAAAUAAAAUAACAAUUGAAAAUUGAUUAUUUAAAAAUAUAUACAUUUUAUUAUUACUUUUAUCAAACUAACCAUAUCAUCCAAACUGAUUUAGAUUAUUAAACAAAUAUUGUUUUUAUUUUUUAGAGUAUAACUGGUUAUUUCAUUUUUAUUUGAUUACCUUUUCAAUAUAUUUUUUCACUUUGGUUUUAUAUAUAUAAGAUUAUUUUAUUAUUUCCUUAAAAAAUUUACCAUAAUUUUUAUUAGUAAACUUUUUUUUAUUAAAGGUUGUUGUUUUAUUUUCAUAAUAUUAUAUUUCAAUAGAUAUAUUGCGUACUGCAUUUUUAGAUUAAGUAACACUGAUUCACUGAAUACCUAUGGUAAAUAGGAUUUUGUAAAAGUAUAUUAUUAUGAAAUUAAUUAUCUAUUAUAGUCUAUUAGUAUAAUGGGGAAUUGCCACUAAUACCACUUUCCUAAUACCACUUUUCAACUUUACACUUUUCAAAUUUACCUUUAAAAUUUUAGUAGGUAAAGUACCAUUAUACCCUUAUUUAAUCAAACAUAAACAUAAGUCUUCUCCCACAAGAAAUUGAAAAUUCAAAAACCCCUAAUCGAGAGAUUGAUUCCGGCGAUCGAGAGAUUCCAACGAGAGAUCGAUUCCGGCGAGAGAGAUCGAUUCCUUCGAGAGAGAUCGAUUCCGGCGAGAGAGAUCGAUUCCGGCGAGAGAGAUUCGAUCCGUCGAGAGAGUUUCGACGACUUCAGCCAUUUUCACCGGCGAGAUUUGAUUAUUCAGGCGACAUUGACGUCCGACGAGAUUUGGCGUAGACUACAAGCUCAAUCGAAUCAAUCUCUCUUCACGAACGUAACAAAGUUAUGGUGUUCGAAAUUUGUUCUAUAUGUGGAGAAUGGAAACUAAUAAAUGGAAUUCACUGGGAUUUCAUAGUGGAUGAUCAACGAGGAUCCUCUCUUAGUAUGAUUCAUGAAGAUAUCAGCUACAAUGAUUUGAUUGUGGCUGUUUUAGAAGAUUUUGGAAUUGAUGGCAACAGAAACAGUGUAAAUCUUAGCUAUGCCUCACCUUCAAAAUUAAACUUUGGUACAAAAGAGCUUCCUCCAGCAUUUAUUAGGAAUGAUCGUCAAGUAACAUCUUAUCUGAGCAAACUUAAGGAGAAUGGAGACCUUCAUCUAUGUGUAACCAUUAAGAGAAGAACUCAAUUAUCACCAAUGAUUAUGUCAAAUAUGAUCCAGCCACGGGGUGGAAAUAGUAAUCAUGAUUUGCCUAUUGCUGGAACUAGUAAUCCGCGUGAGACAGGAACACAAAAAUCACCAUUGAUUAUGUCAAACAUGAUUCAGACACAAGAUGAAAUUUCUAGUACUCAUGAUUCGCCUAUUGCUGGAAGUAGUAAUGUAUUUGAGAGAGGAACAAAAACACACGCGGAGACUGAAUGGAACAGCAUUCAGAGAGUUGACGAAGUCUCUGGUAUACAACAUACUUGUAUUAGCGACAGUCUUAUUUCUCCUUCAAGUGGUCUUGUUAGCAAUAAGAGAGGAUUGGACUCGAUUGGACUUGCUGUAUAUGGGUCUGGAAAGUCAAAAUUGCCAUCUUUCUCCAGUAGACGUGGUAGAGAAAGCAUGGGAGAAGAUAUCUUGUCUCCCAGUUGUGGUGAUGAUGAUGAUUUGUUCUGCGGGAAGUUUUUCAAGGAUAAAAAGGAAAUGAGCACAAAGUUGAGGUUGCAUGCAGUUAGUAAAAGCUUUGAGUUCCACACAGAAUAUUCAGACAAAACACGUUAUGUUCUUAGUUGUGUGGAUGAAAGAUGCAGUUGGAGUUUUCGUGCAAAAUCAGUUAAAGGAUCUCAGAGUUUUUUUGUUCGUCAUUAUGUAUCUAAACAUACUUGUGACACUUCUCUGAGAACUGUUAGUCAUCGGCAAGCUACUGCAAAAUUGUUGGGAACUAUGGUCAGCAAUCAUUAUGAAGGAGGAAAGAUUGGGCUGAAACCUAAACAGAUCAUGGAAAAAGCUAGAAAUGAUCAUGGUGUUGUGAUUACAUAUUCAAAGGCUUGGAGGUCUCAAGAGCACGGCCAAGAUAUAGCUAGGGGUACUCCUGAUGACAGUUAUGAAGCUUUGCCCAGUUGGUUUCACAUGAUAAAAGAAAAGAAUCCAGGUUCUGUGACUUUUAUCGAAGUUGAUGCUGUUGGGAAAUUCAAAUACGCAUUUUUGUCGCUUGGUCCAUCUAUCAGAGGGUUUAAGUUGAUGAGGAAGGUACUUUCUGUUGAUGGUGCCCAUCUGAAAUCAAAGUAUAAAGGGACUCUACUUGCUGCCACAGCACAAGAUGGUAAUUUUCACUUGUAUCCUAUAGCUUUUGCUAUAGUUGAUUCUGAGAAUGAAGCCUCAUGGAGUUGGUUUAUGAAAUGUCUGAAAACCAUCAUUCCUGAUGAAGAGGAUUUGGUUUUUGUCUCUGAUCGUGCGGCCUCUAUUGAAAAAGCUCUUUUACAACAUUAUCCUGUUGCUCACCAUGGAAUCUGCAUCUUUCACUUUCAAAAGAAUGUCCAGGACAAUUUCAAAAGUUCAACACUUGUCCCUUUGGUUGUUGAAGCUGGUUAUGCCUACACCAAAGCUGAUUUCGAUUGCUAUUUUCAAGAGAUUGAGGAGUCCGACAUUGUAUUAGCAGAUUAUCUUCGUAAAGCAGACUUCAGGAAGUGGACCCGAGCUUAUUCUCCUGCUAAUCGCUUCAACAUCAUGACGUCAAACUUGGCCGAAUCUAUAAAUUCUUUGCUGAAAGUGAGUCGUGAGUAUCCAAUUGUCUGUCUUUUUGACACUAUUAGGAUGAUAAUGACUAAGUGGUUCACUGAACGACGUGAGGAAGGAGUUCGUCACAUGCACCCUGUCACUGUCGAAGUGGGGAACAAGAUGAAGGAGCUAUAUGAUUUUACGUCUCGCUUCCUUGAAGUUUCCAAAAUCAAUGAUUCAGAGUUUGAGGUUAAGGGAGAUACAAGAGAUCAAGUGGUGAAUUUUCAAACAAGGCAUUGUUCAUGUUUUGUGUUUGAUAUUGAGAAGUUUCCUUGUGCUCAUGCAAUUGCCGCUGCAAAAUCUGGGAAUAAGCACGAAAAUGAUUAUGUCGAUGAGUUUUUCUCCAAUGAAAGGUUUACACUAGCAUAUUCAGAGAGUGUAUAUCCUGUUGGUGAUAAAACAUAUUGGGAUAUUCCUCCCCAUGUAGCUUCGUUUGUUUGUCGCCCUCCAUCUACACGCUUUCCUAGUGGGAGGAGGAAAAAAAAGAGGAUACCAAGUUCGUGGGAGUAUGGAAAAUAUCGGCCCAUAUCUAAACCAUCACCCAAGGCUUACAAAUGCAGCAGAUGUGGACAGAAAGGACACAACAAAGGUAGUUGUGUAAGGCCUAUUUGAUAACAGAGUAGUAUAAAAACUUGUGUGCAAUUGAUUAUUUUAUAUGAUGUUAUAAGAGAGAAUUGGAAUCGAAUAGAUUUUGGGGAACCUUUUACUAUUACAUUUUAUCGUUUUAUAAUGAUUUAUAAAGUUUACAGGUGUCUAAUAGAAGUUAUGUUCCUUUUAUUUUUACAUCUAUCAUUUUAUAAUGCUUUAUAAAUUUUGCAGGUGUCUAAUAGAAGUUAUGUUAUUUAUUAUACGAAAUGUGUGGUUACAUAAACUACCCUUUAUAAAUCAUUAGGAUUCAGAUUAAUUGUAGAAAUUAUAUGUUCGUUUGAUAUCUUAGCUUACUUGCAUGAACAUAAAUAAAAUAUGUUUCCUUAGCAAAGGUUUAAGGUACAAACCAAAAUAUAUUUUCCUCAUCAUGAAGGAUUAAGGGACAAGCCAAAAGAUGUUCCUCAUUGAAGACAUCAUCAAAAGAUAACACACUAAAACUGAAAAAGUUCCAUAGAUAUUUGUUAAAAGUACUAAAAAACUGAAAGAGCUUCAUUUCUUCAAAUUCGCGAUGCUUCUAAUCGGCAUUUUUAAGAUCUUCCAAAACACUUCCUAUCACAUCAUCAGCUGAAUCUUUCUCAAAUUGUUUCUUUUGUUUUUUCGAUUUGGGGGUGCCAACAUUGUGUUCCUUUAUAAGCAUAACAAUUAAGAAAAUCAGAAAUGAUAAUUGGAUGUAGUCAAUGAAAUUUGAAAGAAUAUUUUAUAAACCAUUAUACAUAGA
Messenger RNA from Brassica rapa (field mustard), 4739 nucleotides. RefSeq lists its product as uncharacterized. Lineage: Eukaryota; Viridiplantae; Streptophyta; Magnoliopsida; Brassicales; Brassicaceae. Gene Ontology annotation, molecular function: zinc ion binding; nucleic acid binding. The record is from RefSeq and is a predicted model, not a curated record.